AUGCUCUCCGAACGCAAACAAUGUUACUGUCAUCCGUCGUCUGAGGAUAAUCGCAACACGGGUCCAACCAUGGCGGAAGUGGAAUUUUGUGAAUGGUCAAAACAACAUCCGCAGCACACGGAUCACCUGGCAGAUGUCAGCGAACAGCUGGCUGACCUUAAAAUGUUUGAUCCCACGGAAUCGCCCACUGCUCGCAAGCGCCCAAGUUUCGUCGGCUCCGUAAUCAGUGUGUUUAGCAACUGGAUCAACAUACCCACCCGUUACGGAACCAAACCCGUCGUCGUGCAAACUUCCGAAAAAGAUCAACAUGUUGAGAAACCGUUCAUCCCUUCGACACCCUGCAUACCGAUAUUCGAAACGAACAAGAUGGGCAAGAGUCAGCUGACGGUACCGUUGGACUACGGUUGCACGGUCGACGAUAUUGCCAUGACCCCGGCAGGCGUUUACGUGGAGGAACUGGCGCACAGUGAACAAAGCGCCCUGCGUCCGCGGCGUGUUCGCAAGCGACGAAAGGAACCAUCCAAAGCGAACCAACAUACGCACGUGGGCAGUGACGCCAGUGGCAAAGGCUGUGGUAAAAAUCGAAAGGACAAAAAACGUCACGCACUGCGAAGAGACAUACUGAACGAUAAUCUGGCCCUAUCGAUCGACGAUUGCAGCUACGGUUAUGAUUACCGGGAGGGCGGGAUGCCGAUGCGCACUGCAAUGGAUGUACAAUCGUUGUCUCAACGAUGCCUAUCGGCAGGUUUCAGUCCCGCAUCGACUGGCAGUGUGGGAAGCUUCCAAGAUGCGUUGCAAGACAUUGGUCCGGAGGAAAGUUUGCUUCCUCGUGCGUCUUCCGACAACGUGCGAGCUGUCCCGGUUGCGCCCUGCAAUCCACAACAAAUCCACCCUGCCAAAGAAACGCCCCUACCGGACACGGGGAGCACGAUCACCGAUCGGGAGAAAGAAAAAUGUGAUAUUGAUGCUAACCGUGCAGAGUUUGUAGUGUUAACGGAAUUCGACGUGUUCACGACACCAUCGGCCAGCCCCGCUCGACGUCCGCGUCCUCGUAACCUAUGCAUGGCUAUCAGCUACGUGUGGCGCGGUGAUAAGGGCGAGGAAGAUGAUCAGAGUGAUUACACUAGCGAUGACCUUACGGAGGACGACGGUGAAGAUGGCAAUAGUUUGGAUGGAUCCGAUGGGUUUGAAUAUGAUGUUGACGAUGAUGACGACAGUGUCGUGUUCCGUGAGGAUUACGACGACCUGAACGAUGAUUCUAACUCAUCGUCUGGAUUCGAGGAGAAGAAGGUGCGCUUCAACUUGAAACCGGUGGUGCACGUCAUGCGAGCCUGGGACUUUGCCUACCGUCAGGCACGCAAAGGGGAUUGGGAGAUGGCAGCGCGAGACAGUGAGCGAUUCCGGAAGCGAAUCACAGACCUAGAACCGGUGCUAGGACCAGCACUACAGCCAGCGUUACGUGAUAAAAUUUAUGCCGAACGGUUUAGCGGGCAGGAACAUACGCGCAAGAUCUUAAAUUAA
This is a messenger RNA of Anopheles marshallii, 1521 nucleotides long. RefSeq lists its product as uncharacterized. Bases 1 to 1521 code for a protein of 506 amino acids. The record is from RefSeq and is a predicted model, not a curated record. The transcript is spliced from 2 exons. Lineage: Eukaryota; Metazoa; Arthropoda; Insecta; Diptera; Culicidae. Gene Ontology annotation, cellular component: protein phosphatase type 1 complex; endoplasmic reticulum. Gene Ontology annotation, molecular function: protein phosphatase regulator activity. Gene Ontology annotation, biological process: response to endoplasmic reticulum stress.